Messenger RNA from Dentiscutata erythropus, 177 nucleotides. The record is from the annotation of a GenBank genome assembly. Lineage: Eukaryota; Fungi; Glomeromycota; Glomeromycetes; Diversisporales; Gigasporaceae.
AUGCUUUUAAGAUUUUUGUCACAUGGAUCAGCCACUAGCAUUGGCAGGUUUCAUCACGAAAAUAUAAAAAUCAAAUAUGAUUUUAUUGUGAAUGAAGAUUUACAAAAAGGCAGAGGCCUGAAGUACUCUAGCAUAAUACCAUCAUACUUCUCUAAAUGCAUUGAGACUGGAUCAUAG